UAACGACUGCAGCGUUGAUAUAAAUAAAUAAUAUCGUUACUUGAACAUGGAAUAAAAUUCCUUUUCACUUGACGCGAUUAUUUGUAGAUCUGGUUGGAUAUAAAUUAGCUAUCGUCACGACGAUCGGGUAAUGCGUAUGCCCUAGUUAUUAUGCAUUUGAAAAGUUACCUUCUGUGCACCUGUCUAACGUUAAAUGAUCCACGCGGUUGUACGCAUCGCGUAAUUCGAAGGUUAAACAUCGCGAAGCUGAACUGUUUAAAAAUAAUAUUUCCUUAUGAAAUAACAGUAAUAGUUUCACGUACCGUACAUUGUUUGCGAAUAGCAUUUUCGCUCUCCUCUUUUUUCACUACAUUCAUAGCGGAUUGCCACUGUGGAAUAACCGUGAAUAGUAUGCAAAUGAGUGAUCGACCAUUAUUUAUAUUAUCAUUAUUAAAUUUAACUAAGAAUCGAAUAAGACGCAAUCGAUAACGAAAUUUGUUCGAUACUGUGGAAUGAGCUGUGGGCUGAUAAUUUUUCAUUUCAAACCUUCUGGAUUUCCAUUUAUUUAACGGGAUAUCGUUAUUCCGAAAAUUUCUACGUCGCUAUCGCGUCGCUUAAAUAGAUCUUUCGAACGACACUGUUUCUCAGUUUUAACAGCCGAACAAAAAAAAUCUAAGAAUUGUUGGUUUGUUUUUGUUCACAAGUAUUUCGGAUGAUUACUUCUAAUCAACACCGCGUCCGAUAUAUAGAUCUCAUUAAUGAUGAGAAAAAUCUGAAUCAUAUCGUAAUUUUAACAUUCUGAGGAUUUUUGUUCGGUCAUUUUUUAUUCCCAAUAAAUUUGCGGAAUUAUUACCCACCGAUUACAAAAUAUCCAAUGUAUGACCUGCAUUACUUGUCACGUAUCUAUUUUAUGUUAGCGUUUAAACGUGUGUUAUAUUGUCAUAAAUUGUCUGUUUUAUUAUACAUACAUGCCUCAAAGAAUCACGUCUUCACCGCCGAAUUGAAAUACUGCAAGUAUACGAGUACUGUACGGACGUUCUUACAUCGGUCUUUCGACAAAAUGGCCGCAGAAUUAAUUCUCGGUCGAAUUUCGAAAUUUUUCAACCGAUUAUGUCAUUAAAACAUUAAUACAUGAAAUACACGGAAUGAAGAGAGAAUUAAAAAAGGGAAGGAGAAGGAAGCGUGAAUAGAAGAGAUUCAUUUGGCGAUGAUAUAGUGCGGGCUGUGGGCACAUAACGCAUUGGCCUAAUGUCUGUAUGGUCGACAAGCACUGCGCGAAACUCAGUGUUUGAAGCGGAGGGUGCACCACCUCCUUGCUCUCAUUUACCGGUUCACACACAUUCGCAUACCCAGCAGUUCAAUAAUAACAGCCAUUGCUUCCACAAACGAGCAUAUAGUUGUCAGACAAAGAUGUCACAAUCGGGAGAUGGACUUCAUACUCCAAGCUACUUAUCCUGGAGGAAGUUACAGUUGAGCAGAGCUAAACUGAAAGCUUCCAGCAAAACUUCAGCUCUGCUUUCCGGCUUUGCUAUGGUAGCCAUGGUUGAAGUGCAGUUGGAUUCAAAAACGGAAGUACCAUCAGCUAUGUUGGUUGCUUUUGCAAUCUGCACAACACUACUUGUGGCCGUCCAUAUGCUGGCUCUUAUGAUAUCUACGUGUAUACUUCCAAACAUCGAAGCUAUUUGUAAUCUUCACAGUAUAAAUCUUGUUAACGAAUCGCCACAUGAGCGCCUUCACUGGUACAUUGAAAUUGCCUGGGCAUUUUCAACUCUGUUAGGGUUAUUACUGUUUUUAUUAGAGAUUGCGAUAUUGUGUUGGGUUAAAUUCUAUGAUAUUUCACAUGUUGCGGCAUGGUCUGCAUGUGUUGUGUUAAUUCCAGUAUUGAUAGUGUUUGUCGCAUUUGCAAUACACUUUUAUAGAAGCCUAGUGGCACAUAAAUAUGAAGUCACAGCUUGCGGAAUCAGAGAGUUGGAACUGCUCAAAGAACAAAUAGAAUCUACUGAUCUUGAGGGCAGAAAUGGGAUGAACUUAUUACAAGGUAAUAUCCAUAUUGUAUAAAAGAAUUUUUAUUGUAGAUAGCCUUCUCACGGAAGACUUGAAAAAGUAUGAAAGUAAAGUACCAACUGAAAGACUUGACUUUAUUCACGCUCAACGCGUAUUAUGUCGUAAUUCGAUGAUAAGAAUUUGAAACUGAGGUCAUUUGAAUGCUACGCCGUUCAUACCACUGAAUUAUUACAAUAUGAAAGUAAUAUAAACAAUAUUCAAAAAGCUAUGAAAUUUUUGUAUAGAAUGCACAUUUCUAACAUUUGGAACAUUAUUUAUUUAUUACUGGAAUUAGGAUUAUUUUCAUCUGUGUUUCAAUGAAAAUCUUGAACUUUGUUUUUUUUCAUCACAUAACAGCGAACAGUAAUAUGCAGCGAGUUUGUGGCAUCAUGCUGUCCCUGUGUUAAUAAUUGUCUACCCUCUCAUUUAUCGUAUCUGAACGCGGUAAAGUAUUUGGAUACACAUACUCAUAUUGAAGCACUGAAUCAUGGCGGCGCCUGAUACGCAAAUAUGAUUUGUAAUUCCUGAAAAUUGAUAUCACAUGCAAUAGGAGAAAAUUGACAUUAUUAUUCCAAGUAUUUGAAACACCUAUGCUAUUGAUACACGUUCUUAUUUAUUUCAUAGAUGUUGAAAAUCAGAAUACUGUUGACAUAAUAGAAUUAAUUACUCAUGACCCAAAUCAAAACUAUGAGUAAUAACGAUUUUUGAAAAACAUUGAAACGCAGCCAUUCGCAUUAUCGUUUUGUAAUUUAAUACGUUAUAUUAUAAUUCAUGAGUACAUUUUUUCGUGAUAUUCUCUUCAUCCAUUGUCAUUCUUUUCUUGGGACUGAUCUAGUCUUCCAAUUUGGACGCUUGUUUGUUUCUUAAAGGUGGAUACAUGCCACAAUAGAAUCUAUAAAAGACUUCAUUCUUAAUGCCACAGUGGGAUAUGUAUUUCUGUGUGGUUAUAUAAUGGGAAAUAAGAGUUCUGGUUUAGUGAUUUUCGAUUUCUUAUUUGCUCAGUUUUAUUCAAUAACAAAAAAAAUGGAUGAUAUACUGAUUUAACCCAAGGUUAUUCGAAGCAAUCAUCUUCCUAUAUACAGUAGUUAUCUGAGCAUAUUAGAACAGAAAUUUACUUGGAUCGUUGUUAAUAUAAUUAAACAUUCCCUAUUGUGCAUAGUUACUUAACUUUUAGUUGUAAGAGCAGUAAGCUCUUUGAGAGUAAAACUCAAAUCGUAUAAUUGUUGAAACGGACCCUCCAAAUCUAUUUUAAAAUUAAAAGUGGAGGAGAGAUCUCUCUUCUUUACAUUUUUUAACUGAUAAACAUUUCUGAAAACUUUUUAUCAGUUAUUGUCAAAUCGGAGUCCAUGACAACAACUGCCUAACUCAGGCUAUAAAAAGAUGUCCUUUUUUUUGUGAAUUCUUAAACUAUUUUUCAAAGAUCUGUGAGUUUUUACAUGCCUAAAUGCAAUCAUAUUUUUAAUUUAUCAUAGUACAUGCGAGCGCAUCUAUAUUUAUAUUCAGUUCUUCGGUCAUGUUCAUCGGUGAUUUUAAUCUUGUUCUUGCAACACGUUAUGUAAAGUAAAAUCGCCACACAUCAUUGGAUUUUUUUCUUAAUUUGAGGGCACAUUAAUUUUUUUUUUCAUGGCAAUGACAGUAGUAGAAGUAUACAUAUAUUUUAUCAAAUGUACACUACUUUUAUUAUUUAUCACUAUAAACUUACUAUUUAGUAAUCAUCGUGAGAUAGAACGUUGAAUGGCUGAAGUUGUGUAUUAUAUUUAUAUGACUAUUAAUGACAGAGUGUUAUGAAUGUGUAAAGUGUAUCAACGCUAAAAUAAAAAUGACAUCUCUAAAUCUAAUCAGAAAAA
Molecule: messenger RNA, 3869 nt
Organism: Athalia rosae (coleseed sawfly)
Lineage: Eukaryota; Metazoa; Arthropoda; Insecta; Hymenoptera; Athaliidae
Gene: Orai
Product: calcium release-activated calcium channel protein 1
Exons: 4
Coding region: 1228-2037 (269 amino acids)
Biological process (GO): store-operated calcium entry
Cellular component (GO): membrane
Molecular function (GO): store-operated calcium channel activity
Source: RefSeq, a predicted model, not a curated record